This is a messenger RNA of Setaria italica (foxtail millet), 3855 nucleotides long. RefSeq names its product putative pentatricopeptide repeat-containing protein At3g49142. The coding region runs from base 94 to 2109 and encodes 671 amino acids. The record is from RefSeq and is a predicted model, not a curated record. Gene Ontology annotation, molecular function: RNA binding; protein binding; zinc ion binding. Gene Ontology annotation, biological process: RNA modification. The transcript is spliced from 3 exons. Lineage: Eukaryota; Viridiplantae; Streptophyta; Magnoliopsida; Poales; Poaceae.
CGGAAAGUGUCACCAGCAGCGCCGCACCCGCACCCAGAUCAAAAAAAAUUGCUGCCCGCGCCGCGCGGCCAAGCCGUCAAGGCCAACGAUCCGAUGCGCGCGUCGCGGAGCCACCUGCCUGCGACCGGCGACGUCGACGCCCUCCUCCGCCUCGUGGCCGCCUGCCGCGCGCCCGCUCACCUCCCGUCCCUUCGCGCCGCGCACGCUCGCCUCCUUCUGCUGCUCCACCCAUCCCAUCCCUCCGCCGCGCCCGCCCGCGUCAAGCUCAUCCAGGCCUACGCCGCCUGCUCCGCGCUCCCCGCAGCCCACGCCGUGCUCGAGUCUUCCUGCCCCCUCGAUCGCGGCGGCACCACCACCACCGCCGUCUGCUUCAACGUCCUCAUCCGCGCGCUCACCGCCGCAUCACUCCAUCGCGACGCGCUCCGCCUCUUCGUCUCCAUGCGGCCGCGGGGCCCCGCCUGCUUCCCCGACCACUACACCUACCCGCUCGCGCUCAAGUCGUGCGCGGCGUCGAAGGAACUCCUCCUCGGCCUCCAGAUCCACUCCGCCGUCGCCAAGCUCGGCCUCGACGCGAACCGCUACGUGGCGCACUCGGCGAUCAGCAUGUACGCACGGUGCGGCCGCCCGGAGGACGCGUACAGGGUGUUCGACGGAAUGCAGCACCGGGACGUCGUCUCCUGGAACGCCAUGAUCUCUGGGUUCGCUCGCGCGGGUUUGUUUGAACGUGCGGUGGAGGUUUUCAAGGAGUUUGUGGCACUGCAGUGUUCAAUCCCCGAUGCCGGUACAAUGGCAAGCAUCUUGCCAGCUAUGGGGAAUGCCAAGGCAGAGGACAUAUUAUUCGUCAGGAAAGCAUUUGACGAGAUGCAGUUUAAAGAACUUAUUUCUUGGAAUGCAAUGCUCGCUAUAUAUGCUAACAAUGGGUACCAUGUUAAGGCUGUUGAACUGUUCUUGAGGAUGGAAAAGGACGGGAUUGGGGUCAAACCUGAUUCAGUGACUCUGGCAACAGUUCUUCCUCCAUGUGGGGAGCUCUCAGCAUUUUCGGUGGGAAAACGGAUCCAUGAGAAUAUCAAGAGGAAAAUGAUGCUCCCUAACUUGUUGCUUGAAAAUGCUCUAUUGGACAUGUAUGCUAACUGUGGAUGUUUGAAGGAUGCUAGGGAGGUCUUUGAUUCCAUGAGUGCACGGGAUGUGAUAUCGUGGACUUCAAUCAUAUCUGCUUAUGGCAAGCAUGGUCAUGGAAGAGAGGCUGUUGAUCUUUUUGAGAAGAUGCUAGGACAGGGUCUGGAACCUGACUCUAUUGCCUUCGUUGCUGUUCUCGCAGCAUGCAGCCAUGCUGGUCUUUUGGAUGUUGGAAAGCGCUACUUCGGUUCUAUGACAUCCAGGUAUCACAUAACUCCUAAAGCAGAGCACUAUACUUGCAUGGUGGACCUUCUUGGCCGCGCUGGUUGUAUAAGUGAGGCAUAUGAUUUCAUCACGACAAUGCCUAUUGAGCCAAAUGAAAGAGUCUGGGGAGCCUUAUUACAAGCUUGUCGAAUUCACUCUAAUAUGGACAUUGGGGUUGUGGCAGCAGACAGUUUAUUCCGAUUGGUACCUGAACAAACAGGAUAUUAUGUGCUAUUAUCUAAUAUGUAUGCUAGGGCUGGGAGAUGGGCUGAUGUUACCUCGGUGAGAAGUGUCAUGGCAAACAAGGGUAUCAAGAAAUUGCCUGGUGCUAGCAUUGUUGAGCUAGGGGAUCGGGUUCACACAUUUCAUAUUGGUGAUAGAUAUCACCCACAAUCUGAAAUGAUCUAUCAGAAAUUGGAUGAGCUAUUGGGAAGAAUUAGGGGAAUGGGUUAUAACCCAGAGGUGGAGGCCACACUUCAUGAUGUUGAAGAAGAAGACAAGGAGGGUCAUCUUUCAGUUCACAGUGAGAAAUUGGCUAUUGCAUUUCUCCUAAUAAACACUAGUCCAGGGACACCUAUCAGGGUAACUAUGAAUCUCAGAACAUGUGGUGAUUGCCAUUUUGCUGCAAAGCUGAUCUCAACAAUCACCAGUAGAGAGAUUAUCCUCAAAGACACCAAUAGGAUCCACCAUAUAGUACAAGGAGCUUGCUCAUGUGGGGAUUAUUGGUAGAGGAUUUAGGAUUAUCAUAUACACGGGCUGUUGAGUCAAGCGUGACUAUUGAAGAGAAAGGAUCUUUGCUCUUUCAAGCACAAAGCCUCAAUUCACCUGUCGUCAACUUGUGCCUGAUUGGAUUGAAAGGAUGAUAGCUAUGUGGAUCGAAUCUGUCACAGAAUUGCAGCAUCUGGGUUCUAACAGAGUCAAAAAGAAAAUAAAAGCCUACCUAGGCGUAAGCACUUGCAAAAGCAAUCUAUCAGAAAGACUAAACAGAAGUACAUAAAUCAAUUAUCAGCUUUCAAUUGUUAUUCAACUUUUGUGAAGCAGAUGCGUAUAAUGGAUUAAUGGGUGGACAUCUAGCACUAACUUAUACGAGAACAUUCAGCAUUUGUCUGCUCAAUUAUACCUGCCUAUCAUCUUCCAACUGAACAAGAACCUGUGGAACAGAGAUGUUCAGGAAGCUUGCAAGCAAUGAUAUGCCACUACUUCUUUAAAGUGUCAGUUUCUACCGUCCCAACAAAUCUUAGGAACAACAGUCACAGAAGCUAUUACCCCUUGGCUCAUGCUAAGAAGUGACAUGACUGUCAAUCAGCAUCCCACGCAGUUCUCCUCUAUUCGCUCCCAAGAAAAUCACACUAUAUACAUGGCAGUCCAUUUUGCAAUAAUGCAUCCUAUAUUCCUAUUAGAUAGUCAGGACAGGCAAGCAGUUCUAGAGUGAAAACUAAAAAGGAUUUCUAUCAUGUUGUCUGCGGCAGGAAUCCAAGGCAUGCACUUCUCUUUUCUAUCACUACUUUGUUGUGGUCAUUUGAGUUUGUCAUGAUUGCAGGUUGUGUGUCCAUGUCAGCUUGCAAAUCGUGCUUAUUUAGCAUUCCACGUUGAAGUACAAAAAAAUCACAGCUUAUCUUUCAGUACCUUUAUUAUGUGAAUUUAACUUACAAAAUUCAUGUUGCUUGAAUAAAUGCACGGGAAUAUAUAAUUAUCAGUACUUUUCAGCAAGACAUUUCCAAAUGAAAUGUAAUUUUCUGGGCACUAUACUUUCUCUAAUCAUCCAUGCGUUUUUAUUUUAAUUUGUGGCCUUAAAAAAUAUUGAGUGUCUAAUGGGUAAAAUAGGGCAUAUGAAAAAGAUGGUUUGUACCAGGUCAACAAACAAAGGUAGUGUGGGAUUAAGGUGAAAAACUGGAAGUGUAUCUUCUUGUAUGGUCGAUGAUGUGAACAGUAAACACUAAUCAGCAUCAUUAGCUGCAUAAACUUUGAAGCUCUAUUGCUGCAAGGACGCAGAUCACAUCCCUCCCAACACCGAAACAGCGGAAACCUCUCCAGCUGACCUCCGCUUAGCACUUGUGGCUCCGACAGAUGCUGUCGACAACCUUGCUUGAUUUCUCCAGUAUGGUUACACAGCUCACAUUGAUCAGAAGGUUCCUAAACUGAUGAUCCAUUAUGAUUAUGUGAAAAAGAAGCUGGCUAUUGCACAUGAAAUUGAUUUGAUUCCCCCUGAAGGCUGCACCUGAUAGCAAUCAACUCAGAUGACUCACAUGUAGAUGGACACGGUGCCGUCAGUAAGAUAUGUUGAAACCAGACUAUUAGUGUUGACUGUUGAUACCUUUUUUUUAUCAUAAAUGUUCUACAAUGUGUCCAGUGUUUAUUGCAAAACCAGUUUAAUGUAUCCAGCAUCCUGAUACACUGAAAUGUGCCAUGAGCUGCCUAACUGCAGAAGUAGUGCAGUAUUUGAACGAGUGAAAAUGGCAUUUUCUGUUUGUUCUA